GGCUAAUGUUUACUGUUGUUGUAUGUAAUUCAAUGCUGUGAGAAACACGUGAUAAAAUGCGCCAUGCUUCUUCUUUUAUUCUUUUUCAUGACAAGAAAAGAGUAAGUAGUACUACAGCCUCUCUCUGUGAAAAUUUCACAAUGAAAUCAAUCGUCAUUCCAUUUUGUUUUACUGCAUCGUUAAUAGGCUAGUAUAAAAGUUUGUAAAACUUUUGAUAGAACUUAUAAAGUGUGCAGUAUAUUAAUUCAUUUUUAUUGAAAUCUAUCUACAGUGCCAAAGCCUCACCUUUUCAAUGGAACCAUUUCUGGAUGCCUUUUUCGCCAUUGAUGUUGACCACACUGAUAGGAUAACCACAAGAGAUUUAAGGAAAUAUGUGGAAAAGAAUAAUUUAGACGAGAAAAUGGUUGAACGUUGGCAAAAAUUGUUCGACCCAUAUGAUACUGGUUACAUCACACUGGAAGCGUAUUGUGAAGCUUUUGGUAUAGAAAAGAAACAAGCUUAUAAAAUCAGAGGUGAACGUGAGAAAGCUUCAAAGGAUAAAUUAGGAUCUGAUGUUCAUGUGAUUUCACAACAAAUGACUAUCGAUGAUCAAAUUCGUAUUAGUAAUCAAGCUCGACAAUUGUUAAAUGAACCAGAUGAACUUGGAGAAAAAGAAAUAGCGCACAGCUUGAAAUUAUGGCUGCAUAAAAAUUAUGGUCCAACAUGGCAUGUUGUUGUACUACGUGGAGCUUAUGGUUUAUCAUAUACACAUAUUGAGAAUCGAUCGUUUCAGUUUCAGCUACGGGAUAAGUGUUUUCUAAUCUGGGGUACACCUGGUGAAUUUCAGUUUUGAAUUAACUGACCAUUGGCUGUUGUUGUUGUUGUCUUUGUUGCUGUUGGGAUGGUGAUGAUGGAGAGAAGGAGAAUGAAAAGUUUAUUUAAUUGCAUAAUUUUACAUUAAUUAAAAAAUAUGAAUAAUUACAUUUUACUUAAAUAGUGUUUUUUAUGUGCUCAGAAACUUACAUUGUACUACUCACAAUUUAGAGAUGCAGAAAUCUACAUCCCAAAUUUAUAUUCGAAUGUCUUACUAAAGUUGCACUUUAGGGGCGAAUAUUAACCAAGCAGACAAACUGCCAACUAUUAACCUUCUUUGUUAUAUUCGCUUAAUUUCUCGUAAUCUUAAAAUAAACAUGUUUUCUCAGUAUCGUGC
Messenger RNA from Trichobilharzia szidati, 1189 nucleotides. NCBI's taxonomy places the organism in Eukaryota, Metazoa, Platyhelminthes, Trematoda, Strigeidida, Schistosomatidae. The record is from the annotation of a GenBank genome assembly.